Messenger RNA from Lagenorhynchus albirostris (white-beaked dolphin), 2386 nucleotides. It is a transcript of the gene ASB14, whose product is annotated as ankyrin repeat and SOCS box containing 14. The transcript has 9 exons. Gene Ontology annotation, molecular function: protein binding. Gene Ontology annotation, biological process: intracellular signal transduction. The record is from RefSeq and is a predicted model, not a curated record. Gene Ontology annotation, cellular component: cytoplasm. Lineage: Eukaryota; Metazoa; Chordata; Mammalia; Artiodactyla; Delphinidae. The coding region runs from base 397 to 2199 and encodes 600 amino acids.
AUGAAGACAUAGACAAUGAGUUUGACACCCAGCUCAUCAUUCAACAGAGUUUACAGGAUAUUCACAAGCCGGAAACUACACAGCAGUCACCUGAAGAUGAGAGCUUUUUGAUUGCAGACUGUAAGAGGAUAGUUGAAACAAUAGAGACAGUUAAGUACUCUUCCUAUUCUAUCCCCUUCAACUUGUGGUAAGAUGUAAUGGUGACAACUGGUAGCAUUUCCCCUCUAAGUUCAGGAAGCCUAGAAGCAGGAUCUCCCAAGUGCCGAACACUAUGGGGUCAACAGCUAAUUGUCAAGAGUCUGAUGGGGCCUCUCCUGGGAGAAACUACUUCAGCAAAAUUUAGCAAACAGUUCCUGGGCUCCUCGGUGGACAGAGCUGUUUUCUGUAUGUAACAAGAUGACGGGUAUUCACAGGUCCAGGUGGUAUGGAAUGCUAGAUGAAAGACCUUACUGCUUGUUUGUCCUAUGCCAUUUAAAUUUGUCUUUCAUUAAAGGUAGUGCUAGAAUACUGUUGUCUCAUGCACUAACCUUGAUGAUGGAAUUCAGAAGCAGUAUGGGCUGCCUUGUAUAUGUGCCAAAUGUGAAUAUGUUCUCAUUUGACUUGUUAAUAGGUAAGGAAGAUGUAUUGUCAGGGUUGACCAAGUACCAUUCUGCUUUUGAUGAAGCAGAUGAGAUAGGCUGGCUUCCUCUCCAUAAGGCUGCAGUGCAAUUAAAUAAGAACAUUUUGGAAAUAACCCUGAAAGCUUCAAAACCCAGUGUGUGGGAGCAAACCACCAACAAUGGUGAAACACCACUUUUUUUGGCUGUCAGCCAUUGCCUCUUAGAAAAUGUCUGUUUUCUUCUUCUCAAUGGCUGCAAUCCAAAUGCCAAGAACGUCGAAGGCAAUUCUCCUCUUCUUACAGCUGUUCUACAGGACUCCUACGAUAUGGCCGCCUUGCUGAUCAGCCGUGGAGCAGAUGUCAAUCUGCGGUGUGUCAAUGAGAAGACAGCUCUCCACGAAGCAGCCAGGCUGGGCAGACGGGACAUAGUGAAGCUCCUGCUGGUUUCUGGGGCCCACCCUGACCCAAAGAGCUCCUACGGAUUCACUCCUCUUGCUCUUGCUGCCCAAAGCGGACACACUAAAACCAUGGAACUAUUACUGCAGAAAGGAGCUAAUGCUCUUGGUCAGGCCUCUGAUUCUUCUUCCAUCUUACUUGAAGCAGCUAGUGGAGGAAAUCCAGACUGUGUAACUCUCUUGCUAGAGUAUGGAGCUGAUGCCAACAUCCCUAAGAAUUCAGGCCACCUGCCCAUUCAUGUGGCAGCUGACAGAGGCCACUUGUUGGCUCUGAAGAUUUUGGUUCCAGUCACAGAUUUUGCUGCCAUUAAGCGGAGUGGCAUCAGUCCAGUUCACUGUGCAGCAGCAGGAGCACACCCCAAAUGCCUGGAACUUCUCAUCCAGGCUGGGUUUGAUGUAAAUUUCAUGCUAGAUCAGAGAAUUCGCAAACACUAUGAUGACCACAGGAAGUCAGCUUUGUAUUUUGCUGUAUCAAAUGGUGACCUCUCUUCAGUUAAGCUGCUUCUGAGUGCUGGAGCUCUGCCUAAUCAAGACCCAGUUAACUGCCUCCAGGUAGCCCUGAGGAUGGGCAACUAUGAGCUGAUAAGCCUGCUGCUACGGCAUGGGGCCAACGUUAAUUACUUCUGCAAAGUCAACCCUUUACAUUUCCCAUCAGCACUUCAAUACACGCUGAAAGAUGAAGUCAUGCUCAGGAUGCUGUUGAAUUAUGGGUAUGACACAGAGCGAUGCUUUGACUGUCCUCAUGGAGACAAAGUUCAUCCCUUCUAUACUUUUGUUGAAGGCUGGACAUCUACAGUUAUCAAAGAUACUAUGUUCUGCGAAGUAAUAACUUUGUCAUGGCUGCAACAUCUCUCUGGAAAGGUUGUUCGAGUGAUGCUUGAUUAUGUUGAUCAAGUUAGGAUCUGUUCAAAGUUGAAAGCUGUGCUCCAAAAACAGAGGCUCUGGUCAGAAAUCCAUUUUAUCUUGACAAACCCUCGCUCCCUGAAACAUUUGUGCCGCCUCAAGAUCCGGAAGUGUAUGGGACGUUUACAUUUGCGCUGCCCCAUCUUCAUGUCAUUUCUUCCGUUACCCAAUCGUCUAAAGGCAUAUGUCCUUUACAAAGAAUAUGACCUUUAUGAACAAGGAAUUUUCACAGGAACCUGGUAAUCAAACUAUUCUGGAUGAAAAGGACAACAAACUGCCCCUCACUACUGGCUUGGUUUGGUCUACUGGAAGCAGCUAUCAACCGACUUUGUUCUUCUAAGUCCUAGUGGAAAAGACAGAAAAGAAACUUAAAGUUAAUUGUUUGCAAUCAAAUAGGAAACUAAGCAGUUAAAUACAUACUUGAGAGCCA